UUCAGCAAUAAAUUCUAGACAGAAUCUUGUUGCACGCCUAAAUUUGUUGCCAUUGCCAUUGCCAUUGCCAUUGCCAUUGCCACGGAGAUCGAGGUGUUCAAUGGAGGUGGAGGCGAUCGAGCGCCUUCUUGGCGGUUACAAGUUCAAGGACCGCUUGCUUCUGGAGGAGGCCUUCACCCACUCCUCCGUCGAGGGCCAGCCCUCGUACCAGCGUCUCGAGUUCGUCGGCGACGCCGCCCUCGGCCUCGCCGUCACCAAUUUCGUCUUCCUCACCAACCCCACCCUCGGCCCUGGGCACCUAACGCUCCUCCGCUCCGCCAACAUCUCCACCGAGAAGCUCGCCCGCGCCGCCGUCCGCCACGGCCUCUAUAGCUUCCUCCGCCACAACUCCACGACCCUCGACCACGUGGUCCGUGAACGAACCCUCUGUUUCUCGGCUUUCCUUUUGGUGACGGCGCUAACCCUAAUUUACUUCGUCUCCGAUCAGGUGGGGGAGUUCACGGCGAUGGUGAUGAAGGAAGCGCCGGAGGACGCGGGGAGGUUGCAGCACGGAGGCUACAUCAAGGCCCCCAAAGUGCUCGCCGACAUCGUCGAGUCCUUCGCCGCCGCCGUCUACAUCGACUGCCAUUACAACCUCGAGACCUUCUGGAAGAUUUUCCGGGGGUUGCUGGAACCCGUCAUCACCGAGGAGACCGUGGAGGAGCAGCCGGUGGCCGCCCUCUACAUGCUCUGCCAAAAGCACGGCCGAAGGCUCGACCUCAAGAACCAGACAGAGGGCUCUCUGUGCUUUGUCUCUGUUCUCGUGGACGAACAGCUCGUCUGCACGGCGUACUCGCAGAAGAAAGCAACGGCCAGGAUCAACGCUGCGCGGAAGGCGCUGCCACUGUUGCCGGCUGUAGCCACCGGCGAUGAAGCUGCAGGGAAGAAAGACGACAGUAGUUUAUGUGACAAGAAUCAUUGGGCGUACCCUGCAAAUAGGAUCGUGAAGGGGGAGAGCCCUGCACAUAAGAAAGAAUACGUAUGCUGUGUUCAGCUUGAGAUAGACGAUAACGUCCUUGUUAGCCUUGGGGGUCCUAAGCCGGGAGUGAAGGAUUCAGACAAGUCAGCGACAAUGAAGAUGCUAUCUGAUCGGUUAAUCGAGGGAGAAGAAUUAAGAGGAUCAUGAGGGUUCUUCCAGCUGCGACGAACCAUACAUACAUACAUAUAUUCAGGGCUUUUGUAGGGUUUCUUCAGGGUUUUAUAGGUCGACAUGCAGAAUAAGCGAGAUAGGUAUUUCAGUAUAGUAACUUUAGGUGUUGAUAAAUGUAUAAAUUUAUUGAAAAAAAUUAAUGAAUUAGAGAAUUUU
This is a messenger RNA of Zingiber officinale, 1345 nucleotides long. RefSeq names its product ribonuclease 3-like protein 2. Lineage: Eukaryota; Viridiplantae; Streptophyta; Magnoliopsida; Zingiberales; Zingiberaceae. Gene Ontology annotation, biological process: siRNA processing. The transcript has 3 exons. Gene Ontology annotation, cellular component: nucleus; cytoplasm. The coding region runs from base 101 to 1165 and encodes 354 amino acids. Gene Ontology annotation, molecular function: ribonuclease III activity; RNA binding. The record is from RefSeq and is a predicted model, not a curated record.